UAUAAAAUGAUCGUUGGAGAAUUAAUCAAUGCCUAUGUUACCGCCGCCGCUCAGUUCAGAGUAACUGCUCGGAACGUUACUUUAGAGUCUAAAUGCGCUGACUCAGGAGUCAAAGUUAAACUCUUUGUUUCUCACCCUGCUUUGAUGUUUUAUUUUUUUCGCUAUUGCGAUGUAAACAGCAAGCAUUACUUUACUGGAUCGCUCAAUAUUUCAGCUUUCACGUUUGAUGAUUCAAACAGGGCCUUCAGCAAUGUCCGCCUUAAUAUAAAUAACGUAAAACCAUUGCCGAUGGUUGAUGAUGAAGGAAAUAUUCUUCCCAUAAAAGCCAAGAAAAUGAAAAUUCAUGAUUUUUCCGACAAGCCCGCAAAUCUCACGUAUGCGGUAUAUCGUUAUGUCUGGGAGAACAUCAAUGACCCUACAAUUGUUGUUGGUAAGUCCGACAAGACAGCAGAGAGAAAUGUGGAGGCGUUUGCUGUGUCAUUCCAUGACAUGCAUGAGCAUUUGGGUACUCGAAAGGGUAUUAUUCCUCAAAACUGCAACCCAGUUUCGAUCAACGAGGCGAUCAGUCGUCCAAGAACGAAUGCUACUGGUAGGCCUGUUCCCCGUACCAUGAGUACGGUUUACUCUUACAACACCAAUGUGAGAAAAACCAUGUGGGACGCUCCUUGCUUGAGCUUAGAGAACCUUAUGAAUGAAAAGUUACCUUUCUCGCCAAACAUUUUCAUCAAAACAAGUACCGCAGCCAUGGAAACCUAAUUCCGG
This is a messenger RNA of Mucor mucedo, 762 nucleotides long. RefSeq lists its product as uncharacterized. The coding region runs from base 7 to 756 and encodes 249 amino acids. The transcript is spliced from 3 exons. Lineage: Eukaryota; Fungi; Mucoromycota; Mucoromycetes; Mucorales; Mucoraceae. The record is from RefSeq and is a predicted model, not a curated record.